UAAACAAACUAAGUUAUCCGCCUUGUUGUGGCUUUUAGUUUUCUGGCAUGAUGACUUACAAUAUUGUGUUAUUUUAUAAUUUACGCCUAGUGAGAAUGUUAAAUAAUUAAAAUCUUUCGCAAACAUUCGGAAAUUAGAAUAAUUAUGUUGAUUUGUCAAUACGGUUACCUCUCCAAGUGUGAAAUUCAGAUGAGCCGAAGUUGCUCAUCUUAAUCAAGCGUGGAUUCAGGUGGAUUCUAAUUCUUCCCUCAUUAUCAUGCCACAGCUGGCUGUAGUAUUUACAUUCCAUGUGCUCACGGGCAUAUCCAAUUUAUUGUCAACUGAAUCCAUUACAAUUAAAUCAAGUAGGAACAUACUUCUGAGGCCGGAAUAUGAUGUGGGAAGAUUUCAACCCUGAACUUACUUUCACCAAUUAUGUACUGAAUUUUCAACUCUCAGAUGACGCAAUUAAUUCAAAGAACUUUGCAUCAUAUCAAUGAUGUGAUGUCAGAUCCUUGGUCAGUACCCACUCUGCAAUUUGAUGCUGUGUUUAGUCGUAAAAUUCCAGCCAUGGAACCAAGUGCGGAAGAGGUACGGAGGAGAUUCGGCGAGAUAACAGACCACGUUAAACGAAUGAUGUCAAGUUUGCCAGUGAUGGAAACCUGGUUUUCACUUCCUAGUGCUGCAUCAUACAUAGAACUUGGAAGCGAAACCGCUUUUGAUGGUUCAACACAAGAAACUCUCAACUGUCAUCUAGAUAAAUAUCUGACUAUCCUGACAUCUCAUAUAAAUGAAGUGGGUUGAAUCAAGAGAAAAUGAUCGACUCAUUGUUGGAGACAGCUGAUGCAUACAUCAAAAGAGUGCUAAAUGAAAUAAUCUAUAAGCAGCUGGGAGAUAAUUUUGAGAUCUGCGAUGAGUUUAACAAAUUAUCCAAGCGUGCCUUGGCAGUUCCUUCAACAACAGAGGAACUUAUCGCAGUUGAGGAGUACAUGAUCUUUGUUGAGUCAAAAUAUCUUGAUCAGUUAACCGAGAAAAUAUUAUACAUUACGCAGUUUGGGACUGAUCUCAUGGAGGCCACCAGUUUAAGUGCUGAACAUUUGCAAGCCAGUCAAGAAACCAUCAACUGGCUUUAUAGAAUCAAACCUAUAAUGGAUGAAUGCAUAAUUCUGAUAGAAAAGGUGAAGUAUGAUUUUGAAUCAAGGCUUCGAGAAAAGACUGAAAAACUAAAUAAAGAUUUGGAGGAUGUCUGUCCGAGUUUGGAGUUUCUCAAUAAUUUGGAUGAUUCCACUAAAAUUUAUGAAUAUGUGUUGUUCAUCAAAACUUUCCUUCGGAAAAUUGAACAGUUUGACUCUGUGGUGCAAUGGAUAAACAAAGAAGAAAUGCUAUUCAAGUAUCCGCUCUCUACAUAUCCAGACCUUGAUGAGCUGAAGAGUAUUGUCCACCCUCUCGCCAAACUGAUCUUCUUAAGUAAUAAGUGGUUUCGCACAAAAAAGCUAUGGAUGGAUGGAUCCUUUGACAAGCUCGUAAAGCAUGAAGUUGAAGAAACAAUGACUUCAUUUCACAAAAAUUAUUUAGCAUUGCAGCAAAUGUAUAAAGCUAAGUGUAAGCAACAAGCGAAUGAUAAUAAUCCCAAAAGAUUUAAAGGUGUAGUCGAUGACCCUGAUUUUUCCAACUGGCCGGCUCCUUUGAAAAUCAUUUCUCAAACCAUUGAUAGUAUCAAAGACUUUCAGCAACACAUUCCCGUGAUCAGUAUUUUAGGUAAUCCUGCUUUAAGAGACCGACAUUGGACAGAAAUGUCAAACCUAAUCGGUUUGAAUCUGCGGCCCUCUGCAGGAACAACUUUGAGAAAAGUUUCCAAAUUAGACCUAAAAAACUUCCUGCCAAAGUUUGAAGUUGUAAGCAUCAGUGCAACCAAGGAACUUGAGCUGCAACAGAAAUUGGAAGAAGUUAAAAAUGAGUGGAUGGAUGUUCAUUUCACCACUGAAUUGCAUCCAACAUCCGGUAUCAUUAUGUUAUCUAACAUCGAGGAAAUUCAAACGCUAAUUGACGACCAUAUCAUCAGGACUUUGUCGAUCAGGAGAUCUGCAUUCAUACAACCGAUCAAAGAAAAUGCCAGAGAGUGGUUUGAAACACUGACCGAAAUGACAGAAGUUCUGGAGCUAUGGACUCUUCUUGAAGAGCGGUGGCUUUACUUUUUAAAUUUAUUCAACUCACAAACGAUUGCAACAGAAGUGCCAAAAAUUUACUCUUUGUACCAUGAUGUAAACAAAACAUUACACAAUCUUACAUCUUCAAUCGAGAAGGAGGGAAAAGUCCUCAAAACGGUGGGGCAGCGAGAUGUUAGAUGGACAAUAAAAAAAUCCUAUGAUCGGUUGGAAACAGUCAGUUUACAUCUUCACGAUUUCAUUGAUAAAAAACGAUUGUGCUUUCCAAGAUUUUACUUUCUCUCUAACCCAGAAGUCAUGGACAUUCUUUCUGAAUUUGCAAAUCCGUCCAGAGUUCAGCCAUUUCUUUUGAAAUGCUUUGCCGGCAUUAACAGUCUAGGAUUCAACAGUGAGAGCGAAAUAGUAUCUAUGAGCAGUGUUCAUGGGGAAACCAUCCAGUUUUCAAACAAGAUUUCUGUUCCUCCAAUGUCACCUGUAGAGAAAUGGUUGGCAGAGGUAGAGCAAGAAAUGAAGCUGACCAUGGACUUUGAAAUCAGGAAGUGUUUGAGCAUCAAUGAAACCGAGGCUGAUCUCUUCUUACUGAUUGAAAACAGACCUAGUCAAGUUCUGCUUUGCAUUUGGCAUAUCAAUUGGACAUCAGAGGUUCAAAAGUGUUUGAAAAGAGCAAAUUACCACUUUCUUCAAAACCACAUCGCUGCGGCACAGACGAAGCUUGAUGAAUCGAUCAACCUGAUCGCCUCCAACCUAACCUCUGGGCAACGACACACAUUAGAAGCAUUGAUGGUCUUACAAUCGCACUGCUUACAAGUGAUGCGAUCAUUCACUCCAGAAGAUAUGUCUGAAAUUAACUUCAAAUGGCUCUCUCAGCCAAGGUAUCUCUGGAAAGACAGCGUAAAGUUUCAAAUGAUGAGCGCUUUGCUACCCUACAGUUAUGAAUAUCUUGGAGAAGUCUCCCGACUGGUCAUAACUCCUUUGACAACACGGUGCUUUGUUACGCUAGUCAAUGCUUUUCAGCUCCAUCUUUUUGGCAGUAUCGAAGGGCCCACAGCCACCGGGAAAACAGAAACUGUGAAAGAUCUCUGUGAAAUGCUUGCCGUCCUGUGUGCAACUUUCAACUGCUCCAAUUUUCUGCAUUACUCGGUUAUUGGCAAGUUUUUUAAAGGUCUUGCUUUCACCGGUGCUUGGGUCUGUUUUGAUGACUUUGACCGUAUUGAAGUUGGUGUUUUGUCCGUGGUGGCCCAACAGCUAAUUUCCAUCUCUCAAGCAAUACAAAAUAAUGCGGAGCUUUUUAUUUUUGAAGGCACUGAGAUUCGACUGAACAAUUCUUGCUAUGUUUGCAUUGUAAUGAACCCGAAGUAUGAGUCAGUGUCUAUCUUACCUGACAAUUUAAAGGCUCUAUUCCGCAACAUUGCCAUGAUUAAACCUGAUGUUCACCUUGUGGCUGAAGUUAUGCUCCAAUGUUUUGGUUUUAUUGAUGUCAAGAAUUUAUCGUCAAAGUUAGUGAUUGCCUAUGAACGAUUUCACACCCUUCUAUCCCGACAAUCUCACUAUAAUUUUGGUUUAGGAGCUAUCCGAUUCAACCUAAUGCAUGCAAGAGACUUAAAAAUUGAACACCCCGUUGAGAAAGAAAGUCUCAUUUUGGCUCGAUCAGUUGCUGAAAUCAAUAUUCCAAAGUUGCAUUCCUCAGAUGUUGAUUUAUUUCAUGAAGUUCUUCAAAGUGUAUUUCCAGAACACACUCGGUCCAUGGAAGAGCAUAAUAUUUUUGAGGAGUCUGUCAUUGAGGUAUGCAAGAAGAAGAAUUUACAAGCACACAAAUGUUUGAUAUCUAAAAUGAAAGAAAUAAUGGAUAUGCUGAAUAUUACUCCUGGUGUUUUACUUGUUGGAGAAUCAUUCUGUGGGAAAACUACGAUCCUUCAAGUUCUAAUUGAAGUCUUGCAUCAAACAACCCAAAUCGAUUACAGCUUUAUUAAUCCAAAGUCCGUCACAAUUGAAUCUCUGUAUGGUGAAUUUAAUCGCAAAAAAAACGUUUGGGUCGAUGGAAUAUUCUCAUCCAUAUUUAGGAAGUACGCUGCAGAUGAGAGUGAUGCAAAAAGAAAGUGGAUCAUUUUCGAUGGUCCAGUUGACCCCAUCUGGGUGGAAAACAUUAAAUCCGUAUUAGAUCCCACUGAAACCUUGAGUUUAUCUUCUGGUGAGAAUAUCAGAAUGAGUGACUCCAUGUCGUUCUUAUUUGAAACAACAACUUUAAAAGAGGCUUCCCCAGGCACCAUCGCACGGUGUAACGUCAUCUACGUUGAUCCAACGGCACUCAGUUGGCAGCAUGUGGUAGAUAGCUGGAUGGCGUGUCUUCCCAAAGAGUGGAUAAACUUCCGGGCUGUAUUUGUCACGAUGUUUAACUGGCUUAUUCCCCCGUGUCUCAGUUUUGUGGAGACUAGCUGCACCAAAGUGUUGCGGGUGACAAAUAAUAAGAUUGUCAAAAGUCUUACUCAAUUUGUCAAAAUGUUACUGUCUGAUGCAUUGGAUGAAAAUGAUCAGAAUUUUACUCAUUUCUUAAUUUGGAUUCAAGCAGUAUUUUUAUAUGCUGGUCACUGGUCGUUUGGAGGAACUUUAAACAGUGAUUCUCGCCUCAUUUUUGAUGAGUUUUACAAAAAUUUGUGGAGAGGAGAUGAUGAAAAUAAUUUGAUGCCAGCGACUGAGGAACUAGAGAAAAUUGAAAUUGUAAUUCCUGUUGACGGGUCACUAUUUGACUACUAUUAUCAGUUCAAAGCAAAAGGAUCUUGGAAAUAUUGGCCCGAGUUUGUACGAAAUUUCAAAAUUGACGAAUCCAGCAAUAUUCAACAAGUCUUGGUACCAACCGUCGAUGCAGCCAGGUACAACUAUGUACUAGAUAUGCACAUUCGCCACGGAGUUCCAGCUUUGUUGUUUGGUCCAACUGGCACUGGCAAAUCAUUUUACAUUCAGAAUCUUCUAACCAGUCAUCUGUCCAUGGAAAAGUUUGUCCCCGGUGUGAUCACCCUCUCCUCUCUAUCGACACCAAAAUAUAUCCAGGAUAUGAUAAUCUCGAAACUAUUAAGGUACAAGCACAAAACAUUUGGACCUCCUAGUGGCAAGAGAGGUGUUCUUUUUAUCGAUGAUGUUCACAUGCCUCUCUCAGAUCAAUAUGGAACGAAACCUGCAAUAGAGUUACUGAAAUUUCUUCUGGACUAUAACUUUGUAUACAACUUAAAGACAAAAUCAGAGAUGGACUUCCAUAAUUUAGUAUUCAUCGCUAGUAUGGGCUCAGUGAGUAGUGAAAAUUAUAGCGUCAGCCUGCGGUUUCUUCAUCAGUUCAAUUGUUUUAAAAUCAACUCUUUCUCCGAUGAAAUCAUCACAAGAAUUUUUUCAACAUUAAUAAUGGCAGGAUUCAGACGUAACGGUUUCUCCACUGAGCUUUAUCCUGUCGCAGUCUCUAUCAUCAGCUCUACCCUAGAAAUGUACAAAUUCUCAAUGAAGUAUCUUCUACCAACACCAACCAAGUCCCACUACAUGUUUAGUCUUAGUGAUUUUGCCAGAGUUGUUUACGGUUGUAUUCUUUGCAGAAGGGAAUCAGUUGACAGCAAAAGAGUCCUUGUUCGAUUGUGGGCUCAUGAAGCCCUUCGUGUUUUCUAUGACCGUCUCGUUGAGGAGGACGAUCGACAAGUUUUUUAUGAUAAGAUGAUGGAAUGUGUAUCUGGAAUUUUUAAAGAGGACAUUGGUGAAAUGUUUGAGGGCCUUUAUAAUACAGAACAGCAGAUGAAUAAAGAAGCGUUCGCAGAACUGAUAUUCAGUGUGAUUUUGGAUCAAAGUCCUGACGAUCGGAAGUAUGAAGAAGUACCCUCAGUCGAUCAUUUUUAUGAUGCUGCCAUGCAAGUUAUUGAAGAUUACAAUGCAACCCACCAAAAUAAAAUGAGCAUCGUUCUCUUCAAGUAUGCAGUUGAGCACUUGAGUCGGAUUUGUCGAAUCCUGUCAAUACCUGGUGGGAACGCUCUUCUUGUUGGAGUGGGCGGCUCAGGCAGACAAUCGCUCACCAGAUUAGCCGGAGCUGUUUGUCGACAGAGAGUAUUUCAGCCUAAAAUCACUAAAAACUAUUCUCUCAAUGAAUGGCGGGCGUGUCUGAGAGAAUUGCUUGAAGAAGCAGGAGUGUGCAACAGGCCAUGUGUAUUUAUUUUCUCCGAAGGCCAAUUCAAAGAGGAUUGGUUCCUGCAAGAUAUUCACUAUCUGCUCAGUACAGGUGAAGUGCCUGGAAUUUUCACCAUUGACCAACAUUUAGAGAUCAUUCAGAAAGUUCGACUGGCAGCUCAAGGAGGAAAUAGGAAUGUAGACAUGAGUCCCUUGGCUGUUGAACGCUUUUUCAUCAAUCGCUGCAAGCAGAACCUACAUCUUUGCAUGUGCUUUAGCCCAGCAGGCUCAUUUUUCAAACAUUACCUACGGAUAUUUCCAUCCCUUAUCAAAUGUUCUACCAUCGAUUGGUUCGAACCAGUUGUUCCAGUGCAUAUCGAUGGAAAAACUUACUUUUUUGAGGGUUGGCCAGAAGAAGCCAUGAAUAAUGUUGCUAUUCGUUAUUUGGCCCCUGUAAACUUGAAUGAUGAUGUCAAGGCUGCUGCUGUUCAAGCGUGCAAAUUUUUCCAUGUUGUUGCAAGGAAAAUAUCUGAUGAUUACCUGAAAGCAACUGGUAGAAAAACGUAUGUUACGACUGCAGCGUACUUGGAACUUAUCCAAACCUAUGUGCAAUUUACUACUCAGAAACAAGAAGAGAUAAUGGCGGCUAAAAUGCGUUAUGUCGGUGGUCUUGACAAGUUGGAUUUUGCAGCCGAACAAGUUACUGUGAUGCAAAAAGACUUAAACUCACUGCAGCCUCAAUUAAAAGCUGCAGCUGAACAGACAGAAGGAAUGAUGAAAGUUAUUGAGAGAGAAACCAAACAAGUGGAAGAAACUUCAGCUCAAGUGCGCGAAGAUGAAAAAAUCGUCAACCAGCAGGCAAAAUCAGCAAAUCAGCUAAAAGAAGAGUGUGAAACAGACCUAGCUCUCGCAAUUCCAAUCCUUGAAGAGGCUAUCAGUGCUCUGAACACCCUGAAACCCACAGACAUCACCCUUGUUAAGUCCAUGAAAAAUCCACCCGACGCAAUUAAACUAGUCAUGGCUGCAGUUUGUGUCAUGAAGGACAUCAAACCAGAGAAAAUCCCAGAUCCGAACAAACCAGGGUCCAAAAUGAUCGAUUACUGGGGGCCGAGCAAACGGCUCCUGGGUGAUAUGAGUUUCUUGCAGAGUUUAAAGGAGUAUGAUAAAGACAAUAUCCCUCCUGCCAUCAUGGCGACUAUACGCAAGCAGUACCUGCCCCACAAAGACUUUAAACCACAGAUUGUAGCAAAAGCCUCCAGCGCUGCGGAGGGUCUCUGUAAGUGGAUUAUUGCCAUGGAUAUGUACGAUGCUGUUGCCAAAGAAGUAGCUCCAAAAAAAGCUAAAUUCGAUUUGGCGCAAAAGAAAUUUGAAGCUACGAUGGCAAUUCUGAUCGAAAAGCGGAAUCAAGUUGUAGAACUUGAAGAAAAGUUAGAGAUUUUAAAAGAACAGCUGGAGCAAGUUCAAGUCAAGAAAAGGGCACUUGAAGAGGAGGUCAACUUGUGCGCAGGAAAGUUAAAGAAAGCUGAAAAUUUGAUCAGUAGCCUUGGAGGGGAAAGAGCUCGAUGGACUCAGAAAGCGAAGGACUUGCAGCAUCGUUACGACUGUAUUCCAGGGGACAUUUUACUAUCAUGCGGAAUUAUCUCUUACCUAUCCCCCUACACUGCAGACUUCCGCCAGCCGCAAAUUGAACUUUGGAAGCGCUAUUUGACAAGCUUGAAAAUCCCCUGCUCCGAGAACUACGAUAUCGUCACGGUUCUAGGCUCUGAGGUCAAAAUUCAGCAAUGGAAUAUUUGUCGUUUGCCUCAUGACUCUUUCUCAAUAGAAAAUGCUAUCAUUCAAGAUUGCUCCAAGAGAUGGGCACUAAUGCUUGAUCCGCAAAGACAAGCAAAUAAGUGGAUUAAAGUUAUGGAAAAACCCAAUAGCUUAGAAGUAAUAAAGGCAGAUGAAGCGCACUACAUUAAAAAAAUCAAAGUCUGUAUGGAAACGGGGCGGCCGGUUUUAAUUGAAAAUGUUUUAGAGGAGCUUGAUCCGUUACUUGAUCCGAUUCUACUGAAACAAACAUUUACUCAAGAAUCAAGAAGGAACUCACAAAAAUAUAUCGCCCUCGGAGACGAAAUUAUUGAAUACCAUCCAGCAUUUAAAUUGUACCUCACCUCAAGUUUACGAAACCCUCAUUUAGCCCCUGAGGUGUACAACAUCGUAACUGUUCUUAAUUUUGCUCUCAGCGUGAGUGGUUUGGAGGACAAGCUCUCCAGCAUUGUUAUUGCGAAAGAGAGACCUGAUUUGGCUGAUAAGAAUACCGAGCUAACUUUAGAACAUGCCGAAAAUAGGAAGGCUUUGUUAGCAGUAGAGGAUAGUAUUUUGAGAGCUUUGUCAGAAUGCACAGGGAAUAUUUUAGAAGAUGAGGGGGCAGCUGCAACAUUAGACGAAUCUAAACUUGUCGCAGCAAAAAUCAUUAAGAAGCAAGAAGCGGCAAAAGCCGACAGGAAAGUGGUACAGAGUUUCCAUAUGAGUUAUCAGUCAGUCGCAGCGCAUUGCGCUGUUCUAUACUAUUGUAUCAGUGAUUUGCCAAACAUCGAUCCUAUGUACCAAUUUUCUCUCGAUUGGUUCAUCAAUAAAUUCAUCCAAUCCAUUGAGUCAGCGAAAAAAUCGACUGUCACUGUCAAACGAGUACAUAAUCUCAAACAGACCUUUACCUUGACACUGUAUGUCAACGUUUGUCGCUCUUUAUUCGACAGACAUAAAUUACUAUUCUCUUUCAUUCUUUGUUCAAGCAUCAUGAUGAAGUACGAAAGAUUGGAUGUGAGAGAAAUGAAAUUUUUAGUCCGUAGUAAGUUUCAAACGGACUUAGAGAACCCAAUAUCCUGGCUACCAGCUUCAAGUUGGAGUCAAUUAUGCUGUAUUGACACAUUAAGUGCUUUUCAGGGGUUCAAGCAAAGUUUCCUAGAAAAUCUCACCGUCUGGCAUGAGUGUUUCAAUUCGGAGGAACAGUUCCCUCAAUUGCCAGCACCAUGGAGCGCAUCCUUAACAUCGUUUCAACAGUUGAUCGUACUGAAAAUGUUGCAGCCUGAAAAGUUGAUUCCAUGUAUUGUGAAGUUGAUUGAAUCAGAACUGUCUUCAAAAUUCACUUCUUCACCACCCUUUGAUAUCAACGCAUCUUUUGCUGAUUCAAAUUGUCUAACGCCGAUUGUGUUCAUCCUGUCUCCAGGAACUGAUCCGAUGAAAAGUUUGAUUCAAUUCUCACAUCGGAUGAAUUUUACCAACAAAUUUCAAUCCCUCUCUUUGGGUCAUGGCCAAGAGUCGGUCGUAAUGCGGUUGAUAAAAGAGGCACAAACAGAGGGAAAUUGGCUGUGCUUGCAGAACUGUCAUUUGGCAUCAUCUUGGCUUACAGAAUUAGAAAACGUCUGCAAAAAUUUUGAUUUAUCCAACACGGCCCCCACAUUUCGACUGUGGCUUACCAGUUCCUCUUGUGAUCAGUUUCCAACACACAUUCUGCAUACCGGUGUCAAAAUGGUUGUAGAAGCUCCUAUUCGUCUCCAGCAAAAUCUUCUGAGCAAUUAUCUUUCAGACCCAAUCAAGGAUCCUGAUUUCUUUGAAAGCUGCCCUGGUAAAGACGGUCCUUUCACGAAGCUCCUGUACAGCGUUUCAUUUUUCCACGCGGUCAUCCAAGAGCGGGAAACGUUCGGGUCUAUCGGAUGGAAUGUCCCGUAUGGAUUUAAUGAGUCUGAUUUUCACAUAUCCAUCACUCAGCUGCAGAUGUUAAUCAAUGAUUAUUCAGCCGUGCCUUAUGGAACUAUCAACUACAUAAUUGGUGAAUGCAACUAUGGUGGUCGAAUUACCGACGAACUUGAUCGAAAACUUUUGAUCACCAUCCUAUCCAACUAUUGUAAUGCCGAUAUCGUCAAUGACCCAAACUAUUUAUUUAACCCUGGUAACGAUAAGACUCAGAUCCCCAUCUGCUCUGACUAUCAUGAAUUUGUUUCAUCUAUAACGGAAUUACCAUUCAUAGCUCCGCCAGAAAUUUUUGGUCUGCACAUCAAUGCUGGCAUGAGAAGGGAUCUAGAGUCCACUAGAACUUUCCUAAAAACACUUUCACUCGUUCAAGAGAGUGGCUGGAUCGAUGACUCUUCUGAUUUCUAUUUGAACGCUCUCCAUAUUGCCGAUGAGAUUUUGGAAAGGCUACCAGAGCGUUACGACUUUCAAGGAGGAGAAAGAGGCCAAUCUGAAAGCCGUAGUUUCUCUCUUACCUGCUUUUUAUCUCAUGAACUAAAUCUGUUUAACUGUCUACGCUUGAAAAUCCAGUCUUCCCUGAGUAAUCUGCAAAAUGGAGUCAAAGGCAUCAUUCUAAUGAACUCUCAGCUUGAUGAGAUCGCUCGGGCUCUUAACAACAAUCAGUGCCCAGCAGUUUGGUUCAAGUCCUCUUAUCCUAGCACAAAGAGCUUGUCUAAUUACGUAACUGACUUCACGAAAAGAUUCGGGUACUUAAAGAAAUGGUAUGCUGGCUCCCAUCCCACAUCAGUAUGGCUUUCCAGUUUUUUCCAUGUGAAUGCGUUUCUGCAUACUUGUUUGCAUGAGCAUGCCAAAAGUAAUAACAUCUCUGCCGAUAUUUUGAGCUUUGAUCAUGAAGUUUUAAGUCUGGAAUCAAUGUCAGAAGCCCCUGUCUCUGGAGUUUAUGGAUUCGGUUUUUAUUUGGAAGGAGCAAGGUGGGAUCGAAACAUGAAAUGUUUGCAAGAGCAGUACGUUAAAGUUCUUUUCGAUGCCAUGCCUGUCAUUUGGUUCAAGCCUGUUCUUCAAGCCAAUUUAAAUGCAAAAGAUAGAUUUCUAACACCGCUGUAUCAGACACCGGAAAGGAAGGGCCGUAUUCUGGUGCUGGGCUCAUCAUCGAAUUUCAUCACCAACAUUUUGCUCAGUUCGGAAGUUCCUCAUAAACACUGGAUCAUGAGAGGAGUGGCUCUGCUCUGUCAGCUAAGUGACUGAAUCUAACAGCAAAUCGAACGGUCGUUUUCUUGAUUGAAGAAUCAAAGAUGGCUCAUGGCGUAACAGAAGAUCUCUACUUUUUGUAAAGAACUGUUUACUUUUUUGUUACUUUUUACUUUU
Messenger RNA from Bemisia tabaci, 11375 nucleotides. It is a transcript of the gene Dhc62B, whose product is annotated as Dynein heavy chain at 62B. Gene Ontology annotation, cellular component: dynein complex. NCBI's taxonomy places the organism in Eukaryota, Metazoa, Arthropoda, Insecta, Hemiptera, Aleyrodidae. The record is from RefSeq and is a predicted model, not a curated record. Gene Ontology annotation, biological process: microtubule-based movement. Gene Ontology annotation, molecular function: dynein light intermediate chain binding; ATP binding; minus-end-directed microtubule motor activity.